GGCGCGGGCGAGUGCAGUGUCUCACCRCUGUACUGUGUACUUGCUCYUUAUAUCUGUCGCUAUUUGGACAAUACUGAACGUGCCUCUGUUUCUUAACGUCUUUCUAUAAUGUAGUCUACCUCCGCAAAACGCUCYAGACUGAGCAGACGGGACUCGUCAGUUGUGUUUGGGAAGUUUAUAUUUUCUUCCAACAGAUGCGCAUUUAUUUUUUUAUUGUUUUGGACCUCAAUCAUUGGACACUGUUGUCGUUUUAAGAUUCGCCAAUACACCGGGUCUUCGGACAGACUGCGGUGGUCACGGUCACCCUAAAGGAAGGGUCUGUGAGCUGGGAUUCUCUCCUUCCACUCCCCCUCACACACACACACACUCCCUCGCAUAGACACUCUGCAGGAUGAGGGAAGGCUGGAGGUGCUUGCUGGGACUGUGCCUCCUGGCACGCUCUGCCUCCCCCGCCUCCCCCCACGGUGCCGCCAACCCCUUUGCUGGGCAACAGAUGCCCCCAGACCCCUGCUACGAUGACGCAGGCGCCGCCCGCCGCUGCAUCCCCGAGUUCAUCAACGCCGCCUUUGGCAAGGAGGUGGCCGUGUCCAGCGUGUGCGGCUGGCCGACGUCGUCGCGCUCUUGUAGCAUGGUGGAGCGCAUUGAGGAGCGGCCUUCAGUGGGCACCUGCCAGAUCUGCGACGCAGCGGACCCAUGGCGUGCCCACCCGCCCUCCUACCUCACCGACCUCAACUCGGCCCACAACCUCACCUGCUGGCAGUCGGAGAAUCUGCACACCUCGCCAAACAACGUCAACCUCACSCUGUCGCUGGGAAAGAAGUUUGAAAUCACCUACGUCAGCUUGCAGUUCUGCUCGCCCCGCCCAGAGUCACUGGCAAUCUACAAGAGCAUGGACUACGGCAAGAGCUGGACGCCUUACCAGUACUAUUCGUCCCAGUGCCGGCGCAUGUACAACCGGCCUAACAAGGCGGCCAUCACAAAGCAGAAUGAGCAGGAGGCCCUUUGUACCGACGGCCACACUGACCUCUACCCCCUUUCCGGAGGGCUCAUUGCCUUCAGCACUCUGGARGGGCGGCCCUCCGGGAAAGACUUUGACAACAGCCCUGUGCUCCAGGACUGGGUAUCAGUCACCGACAUCCGUGUGGUCUUCAGCCGGCCCCAGCUGCCCCGCGAAAUAGGGGCAGGAGAAGUGGGGGGGAUGGAGAGGGGAGGCCAGCCGGAUGAGGACCCAAUGGUACCGUCCACGUCUCUGCCGGCGUACUUCUARGCGGUGGGGGACUUCCAGGUGGGUGGGAGGUGUAAGUGCAAUGGGCACGCCUCACGCUGCCUCAAGGACAAGGAGGGCAAGCUGGUGUGCGACUGCAAGCACAACACGGAGGGGCCCGAGUGCGACCACUGCAAGCCCUUCCACUACGACCGGCCGUGGCAGAGGGCCAGCGRCCGUGAGGCCAACGAGUGUUUACCGUGUAACUGCAACCUGCACGCCCGGCGCUGCCGCUUCAACAUGGAGCUGUACAAGCUGUCAGGGAGAAAGAGCGGCGGCGUGUGCAUGAACUGUCGCCACAACACGGCUGGACGCCACUGCCACUACUGCAAGGAAGGCUUCUACCGGGACAUGGCCAAGCCCAUCGCACACCGCCGCGCCUGCAAAGCCUGUGACUGCCACCCGGUGGGUGCGGCAGGGAAGACAUGUAACCAGACGACGGGCCAGUGCCCCUGUAAGGACGGCGUGACGGGCAUCACCUGUAACCGCUGUGCCAAGGGCUACCAGCAGAGCCGCUCGCCCGUGGCCCCCUGCAUCAAGAUCCCAGUGGUGAACCCUACAGCCAUGGUCAGCGGCAGCACAGAGGAACCGGCAGCAGAUUGUGAGUCAUAUUGCAAACCAGUGAAAGGGAAUCUGAAGAUCAACAUGAAGAAAUACUGCAAGAAAGACUAUGCGAUGCAAGUCAACGUGCUGGACAUGGAGACGGUGGGCGACUGGGCCAAGUUCUCUGUCAACGUGGUGUCUGUCUACAAGAGCCGUGGAGAGCCACUCAAACGGGGCGACAACGUCCUGUGGAUCCACAUGAAGGACCUGGCUUGCAAGUGUCCAAACAUCCAGAUGAGCAAGCGCUUCCUGGUUAUGGGCACUAGCGAGACCGGGCCCGGGGGUUCUAGGCCUGGGGGGCCCAGAGCUGGACCAGGGGCCGUAGGGGCCACUGCGGGAGCAGAGCGGAUAGGGCUCCUGGCCGAUAAGAACAGCCUGGUCAUCCAGUGGAGAGACAUUUGGACACGGCGCCUCCGGAAGUUCCAGCGCAAAGAGAAGAACGGCAAGUGCAGCAAAGCAUGAUGGGAGAGAGAGCAGCACCCCCCACCCAUACUCCUACCCCCCAUGACCCCUUCCUAGCUCUCAGCUAGUUCACAAACACGACCCCACCCCCGACCCCCUAAAAACCCUGAACCCCAAAGCGGGGACACUGCACAUUACAGAGACUGCAUGUAUUUUGGCUGUUUUAAGGACCACUUUGUGUAUAUUGUAUAACUAUUUCAUUUUUAUUUCCUGUUUUACUCAUGGGACUCUAAUCUAUUGGUCUGCCUUUAAAAGGGACCAUUAAAAAGGGUACGAAGUGUAGACGAGUGGAUACCAUUCCCUUUCUCGACAACGACAGC
Salvelinus sp. IW2-2015 is the source of this 2649-nucleotide messenger RNA. Its product is annotated as netrin-3-like. Gene Ontology annotation, biological process: tissue development; animal organ morphogenesis. The record is from RefSeq and is a predicted model, not a curated record. Gene Ontology annotation, molecular function: protein binding. NCBI's taxonomy places the organism in Eukaryota, Metazoa, Chordata, Actinopteri, Salmoniformes, Salmonidae.